AUGAAGGGUGUAUUGAGAUUUGGUAAGAAGGGAAAAUUAAGACCACGAUUUAUUGAACCUUUUGAGAUCCUUGAAAGGAUUGGUGUUGUGGCUUACCGACUUGCCUUACCACCUGAACUUGCAGCAGAGCAUAAUGUAUUUCAUGUUUCGAUACUCAGAAAAUAUGUCCAUGACCCCAAUCACGUGGUAAGUUACCAAGCCCUGAAGGUACAAAAAGAUCUAUCAUAUGAAGAAAUCCCAUCUAUUAUUUUGGAUAGAAAGGUACAUCAACUUAGAAACAAAGAAGUUUCUCUGGUCAAAGUGCAAUGGCGAAAUCCUAGACGAGAAGAGUCAACAUGGGAGAAGGAAGAGGAGCUUAGAACCAAUUAUCCAGAGCUAUUCAAUUAG
Olea europaea var. sylvestris is the source of this 387-nucleotide messenger RNA. RefSeq lists its product as uncharacterized. The coding region runs from base 1 to 387 and encodes 128 amino acids. The transcript has a single exon. The record is from RefSeq and is a predicted model, not a curated record. Lineage: Eukaryota; Viridiplantae; Streptophyta; Magnoliopsida; Lamiales; Oleaceae.